GCUGCCGGGAGAUCAGUUUAGUUCCGGUCGUGGAGGAAGAGUGUACAGUGUUACCUUCCCUGUGAUAUUUUUAUCUAUUUUUUUUCUUCCCUCUCAUCGUAAACCGAAUCGGAAUUGUACCACGGACCUCUGUACGAGCUGAGUGCGCUACCACUGAGCUAUGGGACACCCAGGCCAUCAAGCUGUUAACUGAACACCACCUAAUAACUGCUGGAGACUUUCCGUCUUUCUAUUAACCUGUCAUAGAACUGGAGCAGAGGAUGAAGAGUGUGAUUUUUGUGGUGGUGUUGGCCGUGGUGGCUGAGGUGCAUCCCCAGUGUCUCUCCGAGAACGACAACCUCGACAUUCCUGCCAGUAACGACCUCUCAUCCAUCACUGACUUCGGGCUUGAACUGUUCAAGGGACUUUUUCCCUACAACGCCACCAGCAAGAACUUCUUCUUUUCCCCUUACAGCGUGUGGAAUGCUCUGACUCUCGCCUACUUCGGCUCGGGAGGUAACACUCAGAGUCAGCUGGAGGAAGUACUUCGGGUGACCGACAAAGUCUCCACUCUCAAGAACUGGAGAGCGUUGGAGUUUCUGUACCGCAUGCGUCAGGCCAACAACAGCGACUACACCUUCAACCUCGCCAAUCGUGCAUUCUUUGAUAAAACAGUAUCGCUGCGGCCCUGUGUUGAUGCUAUCCUCCACAACGAGCUCCAGAUUCUUGAUUUUUCUGAGCCAACAGAAGCAGCGGACACCAUCAACACCUUCGUUAGCGAGACAACGAAAGGUCGUAUCACAUCUCUAGUGGAACCUUCUCACGUGUCACAAGCUAAGAUGGUUCUGGCCAACGCUGCCUUCUUCAAGGGUACCUGGCAAUACCAGUUCAAGCCUUCACAAACUCGCAAGAACCUCUUCUACGCCACCCCAGAAGAUUACUACUUUGUUGACAUGAUGACACAGAAGGGCAACUUCCGACACGGAGUGUCAGAGGAACUCGGUGCACACAUCCUUGAGCUGCCUUACACAGGCGAGGCAGUGUCUAUGUACAUCCUCCUGCCACCAUUCAUCAGUGGAGAGAAUGGUUUCAAUGCCAUGGUGGAGCGUCUCAAUGCCUCCCUCUUGACUGAGGCUUUCAAUAACAUGUGGCGCAUGCAGGUCGAAGUGAUCCUCCCGAAGUUCAAGCUGGAGCAGCUGGUUGAAGACGAACUUAUGCUGACAUUAGCUGGCAUGGGAAUCACUGACCUGUUUGACCAGAGUCAAGCCAACUUGACAGCCUUUGCCCCCAAUGGCAGUUUGAGCAUAGGCAAAAGCAUCCACAAGGCCUUUGUAGAGGUAUCAGAGGAAGGGACAGAGGCAGCAGCAGCUACUGCUCUCAUCUCUUGGAGAAUUGCUCGACCAGUGGGACCUGAGAAGUUUGAAUGUAAUCAUCCGUUCCUCUUCAUAAUUUAUGACAAUCUUACCAAAAAUGUUCUUUUCCUGGGUGCCUACAAGAACCCUAAGGCUUGAAGGGCCUAACUUGCACAAUUAACUGCAGGCAAGUAAGGUACCUAUGCUGGUUACACUGGAGUAACCAGAACAUGUUCAUAAAACUGAGUAAUACACCACACCUGAAAGUGAAUUAAACCAGGUGAAAUAUAUUACUUCUUGUGUUGAUAUUACUGAACCCAUGCACAUUAAAAUUUAAGAGUUGACGUCGAUCUUAAUAGUAUUUAUGAUGACCUUGAUGUAGUUAGUUCUGUUAGGUUUUUACAAGUAUGUUGUUUAAGAUAUUUUGUAAUUCAUUAUGUAACGAAGCCAGGAAGCUUUUCUCUGUGAUACUUGUCUAAUAGCUUCUUUAGAUGCAGAAAUAUUGCAGAACAUUCAAUGACCUUUACUCUGUGGCUGGUCACAAGUGAAAGAGACGCAGUGUUGUUGUUUUAUAGUUCGUUAUUUAAACCAGAGAACUGGAUAGCUAUAUCCCUUCAGGAAGUAUACCAGAGAUCUGGAUAACUGUAUCCCUUCAGGAAGUAUACCAGAGAUCUGGAUAACUGUAUCCCUUCAGGAAGUAUACCAGAGAUCUGGAUAACUGUAUCCCUUCAGGAAGUAUACCAGAGAUCUAGAUAACUGUAUCACUUCAGGAAGUAUACCAGAGACCUGGAUAACUGUAUCCCUUCAGCAAGUGUAGCAUCGCUAACCGGUAUUAAGCCACAGUCAUUUAUUUUCAACUUUAUUUAUGAUCGUCCCUCUGACUAGACCAACAUAUAUGGAUACUAUUCCUUGGAACAAUUUUAAUAAUCAGUGGGUUAAGCCACUGGAUCCUCAUAUAGAAAUUAUUUGCCCAAGGAUAUUGUCACCAGAAAUCAAGAAUGAUUAUAUCAUUAUAUCCUAGAGCCUAUCAGUUGUGACGUUUUGUAUUGAGAAGUAUUCUGAAGUAUUGAGAAGUAUUCUGAAGUAUUGAGAAGUAUUCUGAAGUAUUGAGAAGUAUUCUGAAGUAUUGAGAAGUAUUCUGAAGUAUUGAGAAGUAUUCUGAAGUAUUGAGAAGUAUUCUGAAGUAUUGAGAAGUAUUCUGAAGUAUUGAGAAGUAUUCUGAAGUAUUGAGAAGUAUUCUGAAGUAUAACAAGAGCUUUCUGUUGUUGAAGUCAACAAGGUGAUUCAGGAACUAUAACAACCUUGCAUUAAUGUAAAUAUCCCAGCAACUAAUUUGCAACAAAACAUAAUUUAUUUCGUUUACUUAAGGAGCUGAAAUCGUUAGCAAUUUAUAGAUACUCCAUUCAGACAGCUAAGAUAAAUCAGCAAAUAAAAACACAUUUUGUAUAUUGUAUAUAUUUUUAAUCCUUUAGGGGUUUUUUAUUUAAUAAGUUGCACACAAUAAAUGUACAAAUAUA
Molecule: messenger RNA, 2848 nt
Organism: Cherax quadricarinatus
Lineage: Eukaryota; Metazoa; Arthropoda; Malacostraca; Decapoda; Parastacidae
Product: serine protease inhibitor 88Ea
Molecular function (GO): serine-type endopeptidase inhibitor activity
Source: RefSeq, a predicted model, not a curated record